This is a messenger RNA of Vigna unguiculata (cowpea), 768 nucleotides long. RefSeq lists its product as uncharacterized. The record is from RefSeq and is a predicted model, not a curated record. NCBI's taxonomy places the organism in Eukaryota, Viridiplantae, Streptophyta, Magnoliopsida, Fabales, Fabaceae. Gene Ontology annotation, biological process: protein folding. Gene Ontology annotation, molecular function: ATP binding; ATP-dependent protein folding chaperone; ATP hydrolysis activity.
AUGACAAAUGAUAAGAUCUUGGUAUUAGCAGGUGAGAAGAGCGAGAUGUUAAGCUUGGUGAAGAAGACUUUCUAUUCUAACAAAGGAAUCUUUCUCCGUGAACUUAUCAUUAAUGCUUCUAAUGCUUUGGAUGAAAUCCAAUUUGAGAGGCUCACGAAAAAAAAUAUUUUAAAUAAUGAUGAACUAAUUGUUAGAUUAAUCCUUCACAAGGUUAACAAAACACUUUCUAUCAUCGACAAUGGUAUUGGCAUAACCAAAGUAGAUUUGGUCGAUAAUUUAGGUGUUGGCUUCUACUCUACUUAUUUGGUUGCUCAUAAGGUUAUCCUCACCUCCAAGCAUAAUGACGAUGACCAAUAUAUUUGGGACUCUCAACCUGGUUCCUCUUUCUUUUUAACCAAGGAUAUCGAUGACCAACGACUCCCUAGGGGAACUAAAAUCACCCUCUUCCUCAAGGACGAUCAAUUGGAGUACUUGGAAGAGACCACCAUCAAGAAUCUCAUUAGCAAAGACUGUCAACAAAUUACCCAUCCUAUUUACCUUUGGAGCGAGAACACCAAAGACCAUUGGAAACUCAUUAACAAUUGGUUGCACGACCAAGAGAUGCGCAAUAAAUUUGUGGCUCAAAAUCUUGGAAAACAUUUACCAGAUCAUCUUGAAUUCAACGUUCUUUUCAAAUUGUCAUUGAAAUCUCUUAAAGAUUUGGGUGCAUACGCAAAUCAUGGGCUCUCUUGUUGGAAAAUCCAAUUUCACGAACCUUUUGCGCUUUAA